Alosa alosa (allis shad) is the source of this 1191-nucleotide messenger RNA. Its product is annotated as protein ATP6V1FNB. The record is from RefSeq and is a predicted model, not a curated record. Lineage: Eukaryota; Metazoa; Chordata; Actinopteri; Clupeiformes; Clupeidae.
UCUGGUGCAGUGUGGAACACUUUUGUUCUGUCAGCAUUAUGAGGGUUGAGAGGAGGGGAGGGGGCAUAUGAGACUCUGGGUUCAUAUAAUUUGUCUUUUUGUCUAUCCUCCCUUCCUCCCUUCCCCUUUUCCUAACCCCUCCUUCCAAUGAUUGCACAAUUCCGACUGAAAACGCUUCCGCAUAGGAUACUUCUGUCACCUAUCAGGCCUUCCACCUCCCUCCUCUCUCCUCGGUCUCACCUCCUCUGUUUGCAAUUAGAUAAAUGAGACAUCCUUAAUGACCUCGAGCUUUGAACGAUUUCUGGGGCACGAGCUGAAGGACCGAGGAGAGAGGCUGUGUGCAAAUAGACCUUUGAGAUGAGCCCUCUGCAAAUUCUCUCCUCCUUCCUCUCCCCAUUUUGUAGUGGCCAGUGUCCUGGUUUGUGAUUAGGUUGCCAUGGGGAGGGCACUCCUGCUCUUGGGUUUCUGUGUCAGUGCUCCUCUUACCCCCUUGGGAGAAGCAGAGAUCCACACACACACACACAUGGACAGAAGUGUAGGUAUACACAUACACACAAAAUAGUGAGAUCCACACAAAGCAAGACGAAGGCAAAGGAAGAGUGGCCAGAAACAGAAAUUACAUAGAAAAUUAAGAGAAAAACAUCUUUUAACAGCCUGAAGAUGAGAAGCCUCCUGACCACACAGAACCAGAAUUGUUACCGUGAGCUGAUCAUGAAGGAGGCCUACACCAGGCUAGCAUGGAAAAUGAGAUACGGGCAGGACUAUCCGAGGAGCUUCACUUCUCAUCGGGCAAGGCAGGGCCUUCCUCAGCUGACUGUCCCCAAACCCGUCCUGCCUCCUUUGGUCAGCCUGCCUGAGAGGAAGCGAGUGCCCUCCCCUAAAGUGAAGCCGCCCCUCAGCGAGGCCCCACUGAUGCGGCCUAUUACACCUGAAACCAGGGAUGCACUAUACCAGGGCUUCUCCAAAGAGGGGAAGGGCCGCCACCUAUACCUGCGGCAUCGUGUACUGAAGGGUCCAGAUGAGAGGUUUGACUACCCUAUACUGUCCUCCUGGGAGUACGGCUGGAGACUUGGUGACUAUGAACAAAUAUACAGAUCACCAGCUAAUGGGAGGUCGGGGAUUGUAAGGAGCACGUUUUAUGCCAGGAAUGGAAUUUUUAAUGUCCCCAUGGCAACAGAUCGUCUGGGAUAA